AAUGCAUGGCGCAUCGCAGAGCAGUGCAAGGCGAGCAUUUGUGGUUAAAAAGUAUAUAGAUUUUUAUUUUUUUUAGAAAAUGACAGAUUAUUUCGCUACAUAAGACCCUUAUUCCUUGUCUGGGAUCGUGUAGAGCCCUUUGAAGCUGCACUGAAACUGACAUUUGGACCUUCAGCCCAUUGGUAACUGUUGAAGUCCACUAUAUGGAGAAAAAUCCUGGAAUGUUUUCCUCAAAAACCUUAAUUUCUUUUUGACUGAAGAAAGAAAGAACAUGAACAUCUUGGAUGACAUGGGGGCACCCAAAAAGGCAAAGAAGCGGGCAGAAGGAGCCAAUUCAAAUGUCUUCUCCAUGUUUGAACAAGCACAGAUCCAGGAGUUCAAAGAGGCUUUCACAAUCAUGGACCAGAACAGAGACGGCUUUAUCGACAAGAAUGACCUGAGGGAUACGUUCGCAGCUUUAGGCCGCCUGAACGUCAAACAAGAGGAGCUCGAACAGAUGCUAAAAGAGGCUCCCGGACCCAUUAACUUCACUGUCUUCCUCACUAUGUUUGGAGAGAAGCUAAAAGGUGCCGAUGCAGAGGAGACCAUCCUGAAUGCCUUUAAAGUGUUUGACCCAGAGGGAAAGGGGACCUUGAGGAAGGAUUUUUUGUCACGGAUGUUGACAACGCAAGCGGACAGAUUUUCUCCAGAAGAGAUGGAGCAGAUGUUUAGUGCUUUUCCUCCAGACGCUGCAGGUAAUCUGGACUAUAAGAAUCUGGUCUACAUCAUCACACAUGGGGAGGAGAAGGACCAAGAUUGAAAUAUCUCACUUCAACAACUCUCAUUUAAACAUCAUGACUUUCUCAGAUGUAGUUCUGCAUAUAUGGUACAAAAAAACAUUGUCAUGUGCUAUAUAAUCUUUCAUUUCAAGCACUGAAUUGAACUAUUAUACCAAAAUGCAUGUAAUGUUAGAGUUGGCUUUGUGAUUUUUAGAGGUUAUAAUCAUACACAGUGCCUAAUAAAACAUGUGCAGCAAAAUUA
This is a messenger RNA of Ctenopharyngodon idella (grass carp), 1020 nucleotides long. RefSeq names its product myosin, light chain 2b, regulatory, cardiac, slow (gene myl2b). Gene Ontology annotation, biological process: cardiac muscle contraction; heart development; muscle cell fate specification. The coding region runs from base 272 to 799 and encodes 175 amino acids. Lineage: Eukaryota; Metazoa; Chordata; Actinopteri; Cypriniformes; Xenocyprididae. Gene Ontology annotation, cellular component: myofibril; cytoplasm. The transcript is spliced from 7 exons. The record is from RefSeq and is a predicted model, not a curated record. Gene Ontology annotation, molecular function: calcium ion binding.